This is a messenger RNA of Struthio camelus australis, 4061 nucleotides long. RefSeq names its product CDC42 small effector protein 2-B-like. Gene Ontology annotation, biological process: regulation of Rho protein signal transduction. Gene Ontology annotation, molecular function: small GTPase binding. The record is from RefSeq and is a predicted model, not a curated record. Gene Ontology annotation, cellular component: plasma membrane. NCBI's taxonomy places the organism in Eukaryota, Metazoa, Chordata, Aves, Struthioniformes, Struthionidae.
GAAAAAUAGAGGGAAAGAACAACAGGAUAUUGUCCCGUCCUAGUCUGUGUGCCAACAGUGACAAAAUGUUGUUUUCUCCUCGGUUUUGGGAUUCUUGUCGGCCUUUUUUAGCCCCGGGUGAGGCUGGACAAACACAUGAAGAUGUUUUCAAAAUUUUUCCGGUUAUCGUGGAAACCUUGAGUCUCCGGGAGGAAGGUGGUGUCCUACGCCCGUACGCAGCCGUUCCUGUUUUGGAGGAUGCUUCUCUGACUCAUGCAGAGGGAAAGACGAUUCCUGUCGGAAAACACACCGGGAAGACACGCAGCGCUGCCGUUGGCCAGGAUGACACCCGCAGAGCUGCCGCAGGCGUGGAAGUGAGCCACGAGCUAUUUGGGUAGCGCGGCGAAAACAGCACUGCUGUGCAAUUUCCAUGCCAAACUAGAGCGCUAUUUUUGGCUUCCAUUCUCCUUUCUUUUUUUUAACACCUGUGGGCCACCGAAAGAUAAGAGGGAAACGCAGCAAAUGCUAUGAAAGAUCAAUGACAGAACAUUAAAAAAACCUGCCUGCAGUAUGAGACGGGAUGAAGUGAAGGAGAAUGACAAAGGUUUGCUCAUCAGAUAUUUGCUGUGACCUUCACCUGUGAAUCUGCACAAGCAAUUCCUUCUUCAGCUCACUCGAGGAACUGCAUCUUGGGCCUUGUUCUGCUUUAAAUUUGAAAGAAACAACACCACUUAACAAGACCUCGAAACCUACUGAGAAAUAUAAUGACCGAGUUCCUGGUUUGUUUCAAUUGGUGCAACGGCGAACCGCCGCAGCCGAAGAGGCGUCGGAGACUGGACCGGGAUAUGAUAGGAGAGCCCAUGAACUUCGUGCACACUGCGCACGUUGGGGCGGGAGAGAUGAGCAGUGGCUUCUCAUCUGCUGUAUCAAUUCAGGACCACAUGAAGUCUAAAGGUGGCUACACAAAUGGUACUUCUGCAACUGUUCAGAUGUAGAAAGUUAAGACUGAAAUCUGCCCUGCCUUAUGAGGACCUCCUGGACUGUGAUUUCAUAUUAUCUAAAACCUCUUUAUGAUGGAGGAGAGAGAGUACUUGAAUUAUAAAUAGGUCAGUGCAAGGUUUGGCAUUCUUUGCACAAUAGCUUCUGAGUAAGUUACUGUAAAUCGUCCUUAAAAUGGUCUGUUGUGGUAGUGUUGUAGGAACACCUGUAAUGCAUUGCUGUGGAUGUCUUCCUGACUUGCCAGCUGCAUCCCAAAAAGUUAAGUUGUCUUGUAGGGUGGGACUGGAAGUUGGUAGGAAUUGUCUGGGUUUUGAUCUCUCCCCUCAAGAAACGCAGGGACUGAUUUAACUGGAAGAUGUAGCUUGCUUGCACUUCCGACACAAGGUAAACUGAAUUUCUAAGUAGGAUCUUGCAGCCUUAUAACGCUGGGGCUAAUUUUUGAAUGCCUUACAAAUCUAAUGCAUUAGUCUACUGAGCUGUACUUUAGUAUUUUCUCAUGACUUUUUAUAGUAAUGAACUCUAACAUGGUAUAGUUAGCUGUGUCUGAGGAGCCCAGUGGAACUUCUGCUUUGCUGUGAUAAAGCCUCUGUAACUAAAGAUCCAGGUUUUGCAAGUAUACCCACUCUAAAAUGAGGCUUAAAAAAAACAGUAUUUCUCUCAGUUACUGGGCUGCUUCCCUUCCAUACACACACUGGCGUAGCUGAUAGGUAUUACUGGAACAAAUUUAGUAACGCGUAUCUGUUAAUAUGAAGUGGUGCUACAAACUCUUUACACCUGUAUGUUAACUUUGCAUGAAUGUUACUGAAUUUUAAACUAAACGUAUUUAUUUAAGAUCACGCUACCUGUCUUUAACAGUAACUACACAGGACUUCAAGGGGGAUCUCAUUUGUCUUUCUGGCUCCUUAAUUUCAAGACUGCUUUUUUGGAUGAACUGAAAUCUUAUGCAUGUUUUUAAGUUAUAUGGCUUAACUAAAAUGUACAACUUGAUUGAUAUAGUCAUGUGAAGGGCGGAGAUUGAAAGAAUACUGUGAAAAUACUGAACAACCAGUCCAGAAAUAUAGGAAACUUGCUUGCUGUCAGGGGAUUAACUAAAUGUAAGUGUUCAAAUUCUUACCAAAAUGGCACAGCCAUGAUGGAAGUCAGUGAGACUCUUCCCUUCUUGCUGUAGGCAUAAGAUCAGCUAUGAACUUUUGUUCCCUCUUAAAUAUCUGCCUUCCAAACGUCUAGCUAGCAGAUCUUUUAACAAAUAUGAUUCUGUUUGUGGCUUGUGAUGCUUAUAAAUCCAGAUUGUUUUGUUGAAGUGUUAAAUUGCCUCUUCUGCAUAUACAAGGGGAUUUAAAGUAUGAGAGCAAGUUCUGUGUUUCUAUGUGCUUCAAAGAAGAAAUGUUCCUCUCGCUUCCCGUAUUUCAUCUUUAAAGGCCAAAGAGGAAGAGAGAGAAUGUUACUUUCUGUAAUAGCGACAAGUCAUCACACUUGGCAACGGCAUAAAACAGAAAUCUAACAUCCAUGUCUUGCUGGAUGCUUACUCUUGGAUUACAAUGCAUGCCAUAUUUUAAAGUACACUUUUAAAUUAGAGCGAGUUAGCUGUCUAGCUUUUUAAAACAGUCUUUCAUAUUCCUAUUUCCUUGCUAACCUCAGGUUUAUACCAAUAACCUAGUUAGGAUACAGAAUUCAAAAAAGCUAAAUCCUGUAGGCUGUUGAAGAAGCAUGAAGUGGCAAAGUUGUUUAAAAAAAUAAAUAUUAAUUCAUCUGUCAUUAAAUGGAGUUCAUGUGUUCAUUGGUUUGUACCUGCCCAGAAAGCAGAGUAGUAUUAAAUACUAGGACAGCUGUGAUGAAGAAAAUGGGUGGCAUUUCCUUAAUACUGUAGGAAAGCAAAUUGAACAGCAGUUAAUAAUUCCUGAAGACCCAUUCAGUAAAUUUAAGAUUAGUGUAUGCAGAACUAGAAAUAAAGUUGGUGAUUGUGUCAGUUCCUCUUUAGGAAUAAAUCCACAGAGAAUUGCUAUUAAACUGUUUUUAUUUUUUUCUUUUUAGAAAAAUCCUCGUCUUCAUUCUGUAAACCAAGCAGCAAUAUCUGGUGUAAAAUUAAUCUGUUUUCAUCAGUAUUCUCUGGGAUCAUAUUAAAGUGAACUAAAUAGUAAUAGUAUUAGAAAGAAGUAUUUUGCUAUUGCAUUAAAGAUGUCUGUCUUAAGAUCAAAACAAACAUAAAAGCAUGUCUUGGGAUUUGGGUAAUUUUUCUUUCUUUUUAGUUGUAUAAUUGCAACCCUUCUCUAGCUGUGAUCUGUCGUGCAAGUGGCUAGUGUAAACCUACCUAGGUUAUAAUAAAUCUGUUGAGCUAAGCACUUUUGCUCUUCUCAUAUUGUAAAAAUCUGGAUACUUUCUCUGCCCUGAAAACCUAUUGGUCAGGUAUCAACAUGGCUUGAAACUUUCUUGAACAAAAUCAAAUUUAUCCACUAGAGAGCACAAUUUUCCAUCAAGUCUCUUCUGUCUCUGCUCUGUACCAGCUACUACUUCAGUGAGUGAGUUAGUUAUUUUAACGUGACUGGAAUACAGUACAGUAAAUGAGGCCCAAGGAUCAGACCUCUUUAUCUACUGCGCAGGCUGUGAAAUCUUUACAUCAGUACGAUGUGGCAAUGAAAUAAAUAUUACUGCUCUAACUUGAUGGCACUUACUGCUUUCUUUGUGUAGUCUGAAAUAAAAUAACUUGCUAGCAGAGCAGGAUGAAGUCUUUCAUGUGUACUCUCGCUGCUGUGUCUGUUUGCCUCCUGAAAAGAGGUUGGCUGGGGGGAGGUAGCUGUUUUAAAUAGUGUGCAUCUGUGUAUUGUGGCAGUGUAGAUACUUUUAAAAAAAAAAAAAAUUGCACAACCUGAUAUAUCCCUUACCUUGUGUAGAGGCUCUGUAACAAUCAUAUGGGGUUAUGCUGUGUUCCAGGUUAUCUUGCAGCCCAGGCUUGUAGUGCUGUUCCUUAUAUGAUCUCGGCCUAAUGGAUUAACAGGUGCUUCUGUGACUUCUACUCUGUAGAGACAAAAAACUCUUUGAGAGGGUUAAUCAAUGUUCUUAAUCUUACUGUGCCUGCAAGAAUAAAU